Molecule: messenger RNA, 5284 nt
Organism: Caenorhabditis auriculariae
Lineage: Eukaryota; Metazoa; Nematoda; Chromadorea; Rhabditida; Rhabditidae
Source: the annotation of a GenBank genome assembly
AUGGAGCUGGCGGCUCGCGUGAUGUCUGUUGUUAAUCGUUCUUCUGGCUCCGAAGAAAGAACACCUGCGGCCCCAGUACCGCCACGAAUAGGCAUGGUCGUCGACGUCAGCGAUUCUGCCUUUAUCGGAGGCUUUAUUCCCUGUAACUCAGCCCAACAAAUCAAAAUCUCUAUUCCAAAUGUUAAGCCCUGACGGAGAAGCGCAAAUAUCCAUACAGCCGACCAGAAUUCCUUUAUUUUUCCGAUGAAGAAACGGCUCUUUCUGCGGAUCAGUCAGUCCGACCUGUUAUUUGUCCGAAAUUCCCUACUCGUAUGCCAUUAUUCGCUGGUUAUGCUGAAGCUAUCAAUGCCGGUGAGAAAUUCGAUUUGCAGAAGAGUUUUAAAAUUGAAAAGUGUAGGAAAAACGUCGCACAACGAGGAUCAAGCUUCGGCGCGGCUUUUGAGUCUGGCCCAGCAAGGCUACGAACCAGAACCGGCUAGGGAAAUUGAGAGAAGGACUUCUUUCUCGAAUGGCAAUGGAAUGAGGUAAGAAUCUGAAACUUAUUGGGCUAAAAUAGCUAAGAAAUAUAUCCGUAUUUUCGUUUUAAAAAAAUUUUAAGCUCUUCAAACGACGAUGAACCACUUCUUUCACCUGGUACCGAUGAUGGAGUGAGUGAUAUUUUUUAUAUUUCUCUUUUUCAAUGUUUCUGUUUUGUUUUCGUUUAUUUUCUAACCGAAUUCACAAUCAAAAAACGCUGAAAUUUGCAGGACAGAAGCCCGAUUUGCAUUCCGAGGGCCGACGCGGCGCUUUUCAGCAUUUUCGACGGUCAUGCCGGUUCGGCGGUGGCCAUCGUCGCCAGUAAAUGUCUACAUGAACAUGUGAAGGUAAAAUAACCUGGAAUUGAUGUGGAUUUGUAUAAGAUGAGAACAAAAAAACAAGUGAACUUAUAGAAAAGUCUUGAAAAUUAGUUUUUUCAGACCUAAAUUGCUCCUUAGACAAAAAAAAAAAUGAAUUUUUCAGUCCCGCCUUUGCGAGGUCCUCGAGCUAGUACUAAAUUUGGACCGGCAGGAAGGCUUGAAUUUCGGAAAGCAUCGCUCCGAAUCUUCCUACAGUAUGACCAAGGUACUGUAAUUGAAUUAUAGUGAUAAUUUAGUUGAAAAUGUUCAGUUUCCCGAUGAACGAGUGACAAUUCGGAGCGAUCAUUUGGUGAAAGGAGCCCUGGAAACGGCGUUUGUCGAUAUGGUUUGAAAUUUCGUGAUUAAAAAAAAAGUCCAGGCUUGAAUACGUUUCAUUAAACGUAUGAAAGGUAGGAAAUGCCGGAAGUUGAUAAUCUCUGUUCCACAAAUGCACAAUAACUUUCUUUUUUUUUCCCUUUUUUCACCCGUUUUUUUGCUGUUUUUAGAGGAUAUUUUCCAUUUUUUCGCGGCAUUCAAUUGUGUUUUUUUUGAUGGAAAGCGACAAAAUUGAGCCAUUUAAACUCUACUUUGUAACAUUUUCCUUCCAGGACGAACAAAUAUCCGAAGACAAGCAAGUUUGGCGGCUUCCCGGUGGUUGUGCGGUUAUUUCGGUUCUGGUGCUUUUGGGUAAAUUGUACGUUGGUGAGUAAUUAACUAAUUUUUAUUCAUUAGUUCAAACCAUUUUCAGCAAACGCGGGAGAUUGUCGAGCCAUUUUGGUUACUUCUAACGGAACCAAAGCUCUGUCAAAAGAUCUGACCCCGGCGACAGAAAGGAGGAGGCUUCAAGAAUUGGUGAGCAUUACCUAGGAUUGGAUAAGUGAUCCCUAUAGAGGACGAAAAAGUUUCCACUCAAGGGAUAAAGUUCAAGUGGUCCCUAAGGGGUUUAGAGUCAUACCCCUUGUACGUAUAAAGACACAAAAAGCAGGUCGAACUUGAUCCUCUGUUGAUUUUCUUUCAUUCAAGCUGUAGUUAGGGACCGCAGACCAAUUUUCAAAAAAUUUUUUUCAGCAUUGAGCUUUGUAUGGUUUGAUAGCUGUUUCGAUUCAAAACUCAGAACCGUUUAGUUUUUCGAAAAAGAUUGAGGAUGAAAAAAGUUAUGACGAAAAAUGUGGCGCGCCGCGCACCAUUUUUUUAGUACUGAAAUUUUGGUAUUAUCCAUUUUGACAUUUUUCUCGAUUUUUCUUCUAGAACAAGUUUUGAUACUGGUCUAUUAUGAUGUAACAAAUCAUAAUAGAGUGCUAAAAUGAUGCUCAUCAGCUAGUUUGCCGAAAAAGUCGGUAUUUUCCAGAAAACAAAAAACUGACGCUUGCGGGCAUCGAACUCGCGACCUCAAAAUGAAAAAUCGCAGCGCACGCGCUGCGCCAAGCUGCUAGGUCUAGCAAGGGGAGCUUCCAUCCGCCUUACCCUUGAGCCGUUUAGAUAGCACAGAUUGCCUAUUUCAAAAAUAAAAACUUGAAGUAAUUCAGCUAUUUUUUUAUCAGAAUAUGUUCGCAAAUCUUUACUCAAACUUUCCGUGAAAAAUUCACUUCGAAAAAAACUGUUUUUUUAGUGCUUUUUUUCCUCGUUUAACGAUCGCUGCCUUAAAACGGCCCCGUAAAUUUUUUUGGCAAAGACGAAUUUUUUUAUUUUAUUCUUUUUAAUUGAAAGAUUUUUUUCACUAAUAAAUGUAUAUAAUCGUUUAAAAAAACCUGCGUUCGGCCGCUUUCUGUGUGAUAAACGCCGCUAAUUUUAUUCUCUAGUUUCAAGAGCAUUUUUUUGCGUAUUAAACAACUAUUUCAAGCACAGAUACUGUGAAGAAAAAAAUUUAAGUAAGGCCAUGAUCUAAAUUUUUUUAAAAAAACAAAAAAACUUGAUUAUAUUCGCUUAUUAACGAUAUUUUGAAUUAUGACUUUCGGCGCUCCCUAAAAAUUUUUUUGGCAAAGACGAAUUUUUUUAUUUUAUUGUUUUAAAAUUUUCGUUACUUGAAUCAAAAAUCAUUAUUUAAAAAAAGAAAAGAGUGCGUUCGACCUGAAAACACAUGAAAAAAAGCAAAAAAAUGACAAAAAUUUUUUUAGUUCCAUUCACGUUUUUUUGUACGACAUUCCGCGAGAACGCAUCAAAAAAAGCGUGAAAUAUUUUUUUAAACGAAAGAGGAAGCUUUUUCUGUACAUGUGUGUCAAAUUUUAUUCGCCAGUUCCACAUAUUUUUGCAACUACAACAAAAUGAAAGUUGAAAACCAAAAAAAAGCCACUUUUUCUAUCGCGAAAAGGGGCGUGGCUUUGCGGUCCCUAGCUGUAGUGGCCCCUAUAGGGGGAGUGGUCCUCAGAGGGAAUUUUUAGACGGCCCUAUAGGGACCACUCUUGAACCCUUAAAUAUUUCAUCUUAACACCCGGAUUAAAAUUGAAGCUUCACCACUCUCUUAAGAAAAUAUUCAAAAAGGGUCUUUUUUCGAUCCGAAAGUCAGUGCACAAAGAAAAAAGUUCAAAAUUCUUUGUUUUUGGCCCAAGCUAGCCUUGAAUGCACUAUAAUUGAAAAAAAAAGGCUGAAAACAGCAAAUUUUUAGGCCUACCACAGUCCAGAACUUAUCGGAAGUUCCUUUUCUCGGCUGGAAUAUUCUAGAAGAUUGACCAAAAAGGAUCUAAAAAGCCGAGUUUUGUACAGGUUUUAUUAAAAUAUCUAUUUCACUUUUAAUAACGAUUUAAAGGGACUGGUUUAUGGACGGCUGGGCGGCGAAAACCGUCAAGGAGACGGAUCUUCGACCGCCGUUGAUCAGCGACAGUCUCAGGAAGGUCUCCUUUUUUUGACCCUUGAAAAUCUUGAAUUUAUGGAUUUUUGAUCAAUCUGAACGUUUCAGAAACGAUUGCUGAACACCAUCGGGGUUUCUCGAGGCUUUGGGGAUCAUCACCUCAUGACGGUCGACGAGAGACUCAGUAUCAAGCCAUUCCUUUCCGCUGUUCCUGAGGUGACCUGUCCUUAUUUGAACUUUAUUUUUUUUCCGGCUAGAAAUUCCAGAAGAUUGACCAAGAACGAUUUGAAAAACAGGUCUCAGUAAAAACUGAGUUGAGCCAUCAAAAAAAGGGUCCUGAGACGAAAAGGGAGACAGUGCUUGACUAGUGGAGAGCGCAGACAGGCCACGCCCCUAGCGUCCCAAGUUAGUCUAGCUUGUGACGCAAAAAGGCAUGGCCUGUCUGAACGCUCCACCAACCAGGGCACUGUCUCGUCUCUUUUCGUCGCAGGACCCUUUUUUCGAUGGCUCAAGGCAGCCGUGAAUAAGCUAUAUAACUCCACAUCCGCGGCUUCAACACCGUUCGCGUCAAAUUUUUUUAUUGCCCAUGACGAUGCUCCUUUACUAGCGCUACGUUUUCCGACUUUUUCAAGCUUUUAGAUCAGAAAGGAGUCCUCUGCUUGACAUUCAAAUUCUACACUCUUUCUUCAAACUUUUCCAAUCCUACCGGUCAAAAUUUGUUGGGAAUUUCAUCAUUCUGACUGCUUGGUGAGCUUUGAAGUACGGUCUUGUGAUUUUGUCAUGAAGUGACACCCAAUGACCGCACUUGGAAUGGCUCAAAACGUAACGGCUUCUACAAAAAAGGUUCAUCCGACCAUAAAACGGCUUGCGCGUCGACAUUGAAAAUCUGAUAACUCGGACUCCGGUAACGGAAACGGGACGUUUCUGAGCGAUUCUAGGGAUUACUCAAGGCUACUUACGUUACUAAAGUGGUCACUAUACAUGCUCCGAGACGUCCGGUUCGAGUCUAGUGAAAAAGAUCAACCAGUUUCAGAUUAUGUGCACUUCACAAAUGAAUUCUGAUUUUUCCAGGUGUCCGUGACGAACCUCCGCGAGCUGGACACUCUGACGGACAAAGACGUCGUCGUCGUGGCUUCAGAUGGACUUUGGGACGUCCUAACCAACGAAGACGCCGGAUUGAUCGUCAGAAGUUCUCUGGGCUCCACUGAGCCUUCGGAUCCGUCCAGGUUCGCUUCAGAUCUUGAAAAUUCAAAAAUCUCUUCUGACUUGACUUUUUUGCCUUAAUGAAAGUAUAUUCUCUUAAAUUAUCAAGCUUGUAACUCAAUUUUCCAGGUACUGCCUAGCCGCCCAGGAUCUCCUGAUCGCCGCCCGAGGCAAUUCCAACGGUAAUAAUCCUCACAAAUGGUCGAUGAACAGUGGCGGCCACGCCUCCUGCGACGAUAUUACGGUAGGUUUUGUUUUAAAACAUUUUAAGUAGCUCACGGUUCAAAAAUAUUUGUUUCAAGCUUCAUUAUCUUGAAAAAACGUAUAUUUUCAGGUUUUUGUCAUCCCUUUGAAAUACUGCGCCGCACCCCCGACUAAUCUGGAAGAAGAAGAAGACGACGAAAUGAUAAGUCUUUCUUGA